Trypanosoma conorhini is the source of this 1653-nucleotide messenger RNA. RefSeq lists its product as uncharacterized. The coding region runs from base 1 to 1653 and encodes 550 amino acids. The record is from RefSeq and is a predicted model, not a curated record. The transcript has a single exon. Lineage: Eukaryota; Euglenozoa; Kinetoplastea; Trypanosomatida; Trypanosomatidae.
AUGCUCGCUCCCACGCGCCGCCUUUGUCGUGGCGCCACACAACGUGAACUGCGAUUGCAUUUGCGGCGCCUCAGAGCGGUCAGUAAGACGGCGCAGCGGGAGCUCCACAGGCGUCGUCGUCGGCUUCGCGAUGCCAAGCAGGAAUGCUCAGGCUUCUCCACGGCGCCGUCGUCCUCGGCGUGCGCCGGCGUGCGUGCGGAGUGGCUUCCGAAAAACGAUGCCUUAGAAAGCGCGAUUGCGUUGGCGAUAAGUGAGAACCGAGAUGCAAGGACGGAGUUGGAGUUCACGCGGCAUUUUAUGACGGGCUCAUAUCUUUCCUUGGCGUCUCCUGUGGGAAGCUGGGACCCCUACGACACUAAGCCGCAGGUGUUUGCCCUGGACAAGUACAUCGCCCUCCCCGUCUUCACCUCCCUGGCGUAUUUGCGUCUCUUCUGCCGACGGUUUCGGUUCACUGUGCGGGACCCCAGCGGGGUUCUCUGGGCGGAUGGCGCGGCGGAGGCGGAGGCGGCUGACGCGGCGGGCGACACUGUGCCGUUGCCGGACGUCUCCAAGAGCGAGUGGUGGGAGCGACACGUGCAGCGGCGUCUCCGUGCCACGGCGCUCGAGCCGCCGCAGCCGCCCGUCGCUGAACAAGAGGUACACACGGUGGAAUCUGCUGAGGCUGCGGCGGACGCUUCUUGGUUGCAGGCGGAUGAUCUAUUCGGCUGCAUGGACGCCGCCCCCGCGGAGGGCACGGUCGCCGCCCCGCAGGGGGCAGAAAUGCCCAAACGAGAACUACGCACGUCUCGCGUGGGGCGACGCCGUGGGAGGAAGUCUGGCGGUCGUGGACCCCCCGGCAGCAGGCGCGUCCGGGAGGGAGGCGGAAGAGAGGCACCGGGAGCCGGAGACGCGGCGUCGGGGCAGGACGCGCUGAAGGCGGCAUUUUGGGCUAAAGUGCGCUCGACAGCCCCGUUCCGCAUCAAGCAGGUGACGCCGCUGCCUGUGUUUGGCCCGCUUUUGCGGCCCUUCUUUGUUGGCUACUUUGCCGACGUCGACACGCUGCUCCACAACGCCUCCAUCGUCCCAGCGAGUGUCGACAUCGUGCUCAACCCCGCCUCUCCCAUCGAGUUUGUCCUCGCCCGCGAGGCGACGGAUCGGGUGCUUCACGGGGAUCAGCUGCUGCGCUUGGCCUACCGACGGGUGGAGAAGGAGCUCCGCGGGGAGUUUCAUCGCUACUUCGGUCGCCUCGCCCCGGAGGUGGCGUGGGCGCGAAGCGCCUGUGUUCCCGCCCCCGUGCCCGGAAAACCCGACGAGGUCAAGUACGAGUUAGUUAUUUUGCUGCAGAGCGAUGACCUCCCGCAGACGUACGCGGCGCUGCGGGCGGCAAAGCGCCACUGCCUCCUCAUGGGGCAUUCAGAACUGGACGUGCUUCCGUGGGAUGCCGCCGCGCCGCACGUGCGGGAGGCGUCUUCGUUGUUUUACGAACGAGGCGUGGCAACCGAUGACGCUUGCGGUGCACAGGGCGCUCUUGGCGUUUUUGAGCAAAAGGGGCCUAUACAGACGAUCAGCGUGGCGCAGCCGGCGGAGAGCUUUUAUCAUGAUCCCACCGCCGCCUACACGGAGAGCCACGCCGUGUUCACCGAGGAGCUGAAGUUGAGGCGGCGUGUGCAGUAG